GUUAUCAUCAUUUAGUUUGAGAGUGAAAUAUUUUGUAGUUUAAAAGACAAUGUAUAAUAUAGCAGUAAUAGGCUGUGGUGUUAUAGGUGUGACUACAGCAUUAGAAAUUCAGAAAAAAUAUGGCGGAAUAGCCAAAGUUACAAUAGUUGCAGAUAAAUUCAGUCCAAAGACAACGAGUGAUAUUGCUGCGGGACUUUGGGAGCCGUAUUUAUUAGCUGAAAAUGAUGAGGAAGAUGUUAUUCGAUGGUCUAAGGCGACUUUUGAUUUUAUAUUGAAGCUAUGGAAAGAAGGCAAAGCCAAAGAUGCAGGAAUUUGCCUGCAGCCAGCAGUAAAUUUAUUCAAUUGCAAAAAUUAUAAUACGCCAAAAUGGGUCAGUGUUACCCUUGGAUACAACGAACUCGGAGUACGUCACUUAGAAAGUUUGAGCAAACAGUAUAACCAAAGUUUUACUGGAGGAUUUAUGUUUAUGGGAUUUACUUGGGAACCGAUUUUAUUUUUACCCCAUUUACAGAAACAGUUUCUCCGAAAUGGCGGGACAAUAAUAGAAAAGCACGUUCAAAGAUUUAACGAAUUGGAAGAUUUCGACGUAAUUGUAAAUUGCACUGGACUUGAGGCCAGAAAUUUAUCAUGUGACAGGUCAAUUGUUCCCAUCAGGGGCCAAGUUAUACGGGUUUAUGCGCCCUGGCAGUACAUUACUUAUCUAAUUCAAUGCGACGAUGAUGAGGACGCUUGCUAUGUCAUUCCGAAUAGAGAUUCGGUAAUCCUAGGAGGAACCAAACAACAGAGCUUUGAUACCACCAUUAACAAGAAUGACACCGAUAGAAUUCUAAAAAAUACUUCAAAAAUAAACUACGCUCUAGCUAAAUGCAAAAAAAUUAGUGAAGUUGUUGGGCUCCGACCUUCCAGAUAUAGAGUGCGAUUGGAAGAUGAGUAUAUUGAGACAAACAGCGGAAAAAUUUUAGGAAUCGUACAUAACUAUGGGCAUGGAGGUGCCGGGAUAACACUUGCGAUUGGAUGUGCAAAAGAUGCAAGUAAUUUGGUUGAAAAUGUCUUGAAAAUUAAAUAUUCGAAACUAUAACUUUCAUAAAUGUUGACAAAAUAUUUAAUAGAAUAAACUUACGGUUUAAUUUGACACAUAUUUGCUUCAUCUGAUUUUCCUAAGCCCUCCCAACACAAAUCAUUAUUUCUAUCGUUAAAAACGUCACCAAAAACACACACCGUAUACAAAAAUAAUGCGUAAACCGGACAUAAGAUUAACAACUUCAUAAUUUAAAGCCAGAAAGUGUUAUUUAUAUUUCGUAAAAAGUUGAUAAAUAUGAAACAAAAUAACACAAAACUAAAUUUCAA
Molecule: messenger RNA, 1347 nt
Organism: Ceutorhynchus assimilis (cabbage seed weevil)
Lineage: Eukaryota; Metazoa; Arthropoda; Insecta; Coleoptera; Curculionidae
Source: the annotation of a GenBank genome assembly